AGAAGGGAUUCCAGAGCUCACCCAAAGGCAAAAAAGCAGAAAAAGGCUCUUGGGGGAAGAAAGCCAAGGGGAGGAGAGAAAGUGUAUGGAUGCCUGAUGAUGCCUUUUAAAGCAAAUUCUGUACAUCCUACUGGGAGCAUUUCAAACAGUCAAGUUACAUCCUUCAAGCAGUACUUGUCCUCUGUUCUUUAAGGAAUACUCCAUCUCAAAGACAUAUUCACUGUCCAUACACCUCAAGCUUGGAGGUUGAACUUCCACUUGCCCAAGGACAGACUCACAGGAAGCUUUAAACUGGUUAGAAGACAACAAAUUUUCUGUACCUGGUCAGCUGCUGUAUCUUUGGAGGAUGCUGUCAGAAGGUUACCUUUACAGAAUUGCCUACCUUUGUGAAGACCUCAACCCUGAGCUAUACAGCAAGAGAUCAGCUGAAGAAGUGGUGUGUGAAAUGAGGUCUAUUAGUUAUUCUUCCACGGAUGAAGGACAAGGAAAGAGCCUCCUUCAGAGAUGCAGAUCUGCUGGCAAGUGCAUUUCCUCAGUCUGCUCUAGAGGUAGCAAGCACAGCAGAAGGCAGAAGGAUAAUCCCCUACAGCCUACACAGCACCCCACGCCCUCAGGGCAGCCAUCUCCAGCUAUGCCUGUCUGUGAGGGGCUGACAAGAAAAGACACCUACCUGGUACCUUCUUCCUGCAAAAGCAUUUGCAAGAACUACAACGAUUUGCAUAUAGCUGGGGACUACGUGGUGCCAAUUAGCUCAGUCGCGACAGAUUUUACCUGUGACAGCGGCAUAGGACCCUUCUUGGAGUCUUCAGAGAUUCCUCCCCCCAUGGAGUCUGUGAAGGUCCCUCCCUCCAGUGACACCAACCGCAAGCCAGCCCAAGGCUACUCCUCAUGCUGGCGGCUGGCCAGCUUAGUGCCCCACCAGCAGCCCCUCUCCGACUCAGCCCUGAACGACUACCUUGAACAGAAGCUGGUGGAACUGUAUAAGCAGUACAUCAUGGAUAGCACAGCAAACAGGGCAUCCCCCACUCAGAUCCUGGCCUCAGAGCUUAUCAUGACUAAUGUUGAUCAAAUCAGCAUGCAGAUAUCACGGGAGAGGAAUAUGGAGACCACCAAGGCCAAAGACAUUGUCAUUAGCCGCUUCUUACAGAUAGCCAGUGAGAAAAUAUCCUCAGAAAUUAGCACACCUAGUCUGCAUAUUUCCCAAUAUAGCCACACUAAUGCAUAGUACUUGAAUAUCUACCAUUAAAAAGAUUUUAUGUUCUGCAAAGUCAAAUUUAGUUUCUUAAGACAUUUUUCUGCUUCAUAAAAAUGCAUUUACUCCCUACCACUUAAAUUAAACCUUCAAGUACAUAUUAAAUAAGUAAAAAUGCCUGUACUGUGCAGCCCCUUUUGUGGACCAGAUGAUUUAUUGGUUUGGGUUUUUUUAAAAAGUUUUUCCCUAAAGGCUUAUAUUAGUGAGCCUCUGACAUUAAAAAAAAAAAAAAUGUAGAAAAAUGACUAAGAGCAUAUGACACUCUUCCAGGCACUCAGGUGUUCACUUUUUUCCCCAGUUGCUUGACAUAUCAUUUCAACUUCCCUCUAUCUGGAGUCUGCCAUCCUACCCCCGGGUGAAGGGAAGACUUACACAAGCACAGUGAUGGCAGAGCCACAGAAAUACAGAACCAAGGAUGUCAUCUAGUUCACCUCUCUGUCCCAAACGGCUUUAUUUAUGACAUCACUCACAGAAGUUUUUAUAAUUUGUUCUUAAACAUAUUAAGGGGAUAGACACUUUGUGGUUUCUUCCAUACUAACCCUAAUUAUUUAAUUGAUGUCUUCCUGUUCAAAAGUUACCAUCCCUUUUUGUGAAGCACAAACUCUGUUUUCAAACAGACUUCAUCAGUAGGAGUGUACAUGUAUACCAGUGUGUCUUGCACUGAACGAACUGUUACAGUGGAUGCUGGAGACCUUUGAUCACAGACAGACACCACUUUGCCAGCUACUUAUAGACCCACAGCUGUGGAGUAGUCAUGUGGGGACAGUGAUAAUAAAGGGGGAAGAGGAACAAGAGGAACACCUUUGUUCAGAGAAUUGCACACCGAAAAAUAAGGGCUAAUCCAAACCCCAUUUGAUAAAUGCAAACAGUUCCUUUGAAUGCAGAAGGAAAGGUGAAACAGCUCAGCAGCAUGACUAACCACUUUUCUGUUAGGAUCAUUGCUGUGUAUCAUAGGUCAAGGUCAUUUAAACCUGAUGUAUUUCUAAUAUGAAGGUCCUUUUCUGUAAAAUUUCACUGAGUCUUAAAAAAGAAGAAUUAAAAAAGGAGCUGCUUUGUGGCAAGGAUGGUUACCUUCUUUGAGCCUGUAUAAUG
This is a messenger RNA of Athene cunicularia (burrowing owl), 2344 nucleotides long. It is a transcript of the gene TASL, whose product is annotated as chromosome 1 CXorf21 homolog. Gene Ontology annotation, biological process: regulation of toll-like receptor signaling pathway. The transcript has 4 exons. The record is from RefSeq and is a predicted model, not a curated record. The coding region runs from base 347 to 1225 and encodes 292 amino acids. NCBI's taxonomy places the organism in Eukaryota, Metazoa, Chordata, Aves, Strigiformes, Strigidae.